Molecule: messenger RNA, 1569 nt
Organism: Lodderomyces theae
Lineage: Eukaryota; Fungi; Ascomycota; Pichiomycetes; Serinales; Debaryomycetaceae
Exons: 1
Coding region: 1-1569 (522 amino acids)
Biological process (GO): plasma membrane lactate transport
Cellular component (GO): plasma membrane
Molecular function (GO): secondary active monocarboxylate transmembrane transporter activity
Source: RefSeq, a predicted model, not a curated record
AUGUCACACUCAAUUCAUUCUGGGGCUUCAGAAAUUGUUAACGAACACAACAAGCACAUUUUUCGUCCACCAACAUUCACUUCAACUGCCAUCAAGAGAUACUUCAAAAGUAGAGUCACUUCUUUAUGGGUAGGAAGAGAAGAAUUGAGCCAAUAUUCUUGGGGUGAACUUCUCAAUCCAUUUCAAGCAUUGACCGAAUUGAACUUGCACCAGUGGAAUUUCUUUUUGAUGGGUUUUUGGGGCUGGACAUGGGAUGCUUUUGAUUUCUUUGUCACGAGUUUAAACGUGACCAACAUUGCCACAGACUUGAAUGUGUCCACGAAAGAUGUCACGUGGGGUAUCACAUUGGUGUUGAUGUUUCGUACUGUGGGCGCUGUCAUUUUUGGUUCCAUUGGUGAUACCUUUGGUAGGAAAUGGCCCUAUAUUGUCAAUAUGAUUUUGCUCAUGGUCAUUCAAAUUGGUACUGGAUUUGUUACUACGUAUCAACAAUUUCUUGGCGUCAGAUCACUAUUUGGUAUUGCAAUGGGAGGCAUUUAUGGAAACUGUGCAGCAGAAGCACUUAGUGAUGCUCCAAAGAGAGCUAGAGGUGUCUUGUCUGGUAUUUUCCAAGAAGGGUAUGCUUUUGGAUACUUGUUGGCGGUUUGUUUUCAGAGAGCGUUUACAAUGACUGACAGGACAUGGCAAAAUAUGUUUUUCUUUUCUGCUGGUGUCCCUGUGAUCUUUAUUGUUUGGAGAUUUUGCAAUCCUGAGACUGACAACUAUCAACGUCAAAAAGCCAGAUUUGAAAAGGGUGCUUCUCAAAGAAACUCAAAAGUUGCUGAAUUCACUAGUCAAGCCAAGAAGGCUUGGAAAGCUUACUGGUUGAUUAUUGUGUACAUGGUGUUUAUGAUGUCGGGAUUCAAUUUUUCAUCGCACGGUUCACAAGAUUUGUAUCCCACCAUGUUGACCGAAGAGUACAAUUUCGGUCACGACAGGGCUACAGUUGUUAACGUUUGUGCCAAUUUGGGUGCAAUUACUGGCGGUAUUAUCAUUUCACACGCAUCAACAUUUAUUGGAAGACGUGCUGCUAUUUUGAUUGGUAAUUUCACUGCAGGAGCGUUUAUUUACCCUUGGGCAUUCAAACCAAUGUGGAUUACUGCAUUUUUCAUGCAGUUUGGAAUUCAAGGUUCCUGGUCAGUGGUCCCGAUCCACUUGAAUGAGUUGGCUCCACCUCAAUUCAAGUCAUUUGUUGUGGGAACUUCGUAUCAAUUGGGUAAUUUGGUCAGUUCGGCAAGUGCCACCAUUGAGGCCACAAUGAAUGAAACUUUGAACAAUUAUGGUAAAACAAUGGCUAUUUUCUUGGGUGCUAUCUUGGCUUACUUGAUUCCUGUUGUGUUUUUUGGUCCAGAGAAUAGGGGUGCUGAAUUGGGAGUCGAAAGAGAUGAUGAAAUGAGUAUUUAUGAUGUCGAUGACUUGGAUGAUGACAAGAAGGAUCCAGAUGCACAAAUUGGAGAUGUAAUGGAGCAACUGAAGGAAGAGAAGAGCAAACCGUUGAAGCAGGAGGCGAAGAAGGUUGUUAGAGCAGUUUAG